AUGCGUUAAAGAUUAGGAGCCUUACAUGCUGACUCUCUUGAGGAGUAUAUUGAAUUAGCCAAAAUGUCCUGGCAAUAAAAUUUGAUUUUUUAUGGAUCAGAUUAAGAAAUUGCGGGUUAAUAGAGAGGAUUUGAUAAUUCAGAAAAAGAAACAAAUGUAAUUUAAUAUUACCAAUAGUGAUAGACCACUUCCAUUGAAGAGGAAGCAGAGAUCAAAGAUCGAAGCAAUGUUAAUGUUUUGGUUAUAGACAAUUUAGAUAAAAUUGACCAAGUGUUUAAAUAUUGUGGAACAUUUAGAAAAUCAAAAAAAAAUUAUUAUCUCGAAUAUUGUUCAAAACAGGAGACAUCUAGUUCUAAGGAAAUCCAUUUUCACUUUUGGAUUAUCAAUCAAACUAGUGUAAAAUAUUAAGAGUUGAUAGAAGGUAUUUAUAGCUUCACUAAUCACUUAGUUUAUUACAGAACUGCAGACUGUUAUGUUUACUUGAAUAAAUAAUCAAAAGACCACCAAUUUUAGCGAUUUUUUGAAAAAGUUAAACUGCUAAAUAAGCACAAAACCAGAAAGAUAUACAGAAUUGGAAACUUUAGAAGAGUUAGUGUAAUGAUAUUAUAAGAUUAUAAUAGAGUUAAUAAAAUCUAUAAAACAUUUAAGAGAAUCAAAUUAUAACACUUAGAAAUUUAAAAGAAGGCCUGAAGAAAAUAAGAGAAUAAUAUUUUUGA
Messenger RNA from Paramecium octaurelia, 716 nucleotides. Lineage: Eukaryota; Ciliophora; Oligohymenophorea; Peniculida; Parameciidae. The record is from the annotation of a GenBank genome assembly.